AUGGCCUUCAAAUAUACCUCCUUGACCAGAGAUCCUCAACGGUCACCUUUAUAUGUCGCAUUCAAUCAAACAGAAAAGAUCGAGGAUUUUGAAGAUACAUACGUUCCAGUGCGAGAAUGCGGAGAUUCCACACAAUCAGAUACACCUCGGUCAUUUAGCUCAGCGAUCAAGUCAUAUUGGAUAUGGGCGUUGCACACAACACUUCUCUUGACUUCUUUGACAUUAUUCUUGUUCAGUCAAAAGGCACGACAUUGCUCGACAUUAGACCACGUACGCCAAUUCUCAGCAUGGUCACCUGCGGACACUUAUGUGAGAUACAACGACGUAAAAUACAACUUUACAAGGGAGGGAAAGAAGUUUGUGGGAUAUGGUCCUGAGGUUGACGCGGCGUGGAGGGAGAUCUCAUAUGAUGUGGGUGAUCAAUGGAUUCCAAAGUCCGGUUUGGCAAAAUUAGGAAUGCCAGAAUACUCUCUGAAAGUCGAUCAUCCUGUGACCGGUGAGGAGGGUUACCGUGUCGGCAUCGAAGUCUUCCAUCACCUUCAUUGUCUCAAUCUUCUCAGGAAAGUUACCUACAAAGACUACUAUGAGCCUCUAGGUGGAGAGUUCACGGCUGGUCCUGAAGCUCUUCAACAUCAUACGGACCACUGUCUAGAGGUACUUCGAAUGAAUAUUCAGUGUACAGCUGAUAUUGGACUUUUCACUCUCUAUAUGGUAGAUGGUGACCCCCAGGCAUGGCCCGAGCUAAAUUCAAGACACGUCUGCAGAGAUUUUGGAAAAAUCAGAGACUGGGCGAUUGAGAACUCAGUGGGGAAUAUGGAGGCUCUGGCAUGA
This is a messenger RNA of Talaromyces stipitatus ATCC 10500, 831 nucleotides long. RefSeq lists its product as uncharacterized. Gene Ontology annotation, biological process: mycotoxin biosynthetic process. Lineage: Eukaryota; Fungi; Ascomycota; Eurotiomycetes; Eurotiales; Trichocomaceae. Bases 1 to 831 code for a protein of 276 amino acids. The record is from RefSeq and is a predicted model, not a curated record. The transcript has 4 exons.